Molecule: messenger RNA, 1745 nt
Organism: Pungitius pungitius (ninespine stickleback)
Lineage: Eukaryota; Metazoa; Chordata; Actinopteri; Perciformes; Gasterosteidae
Gene: pir
Product: pirin
Exons: 8
Coding region: 575-1417 (280 amino acids)
Biological process (GO): monocyte differentiation
Cellular component (GO): nucleus
Molecular function (GO): quercetin 2,3-dioxygenase activity
Source: RefSeq, a predicted model, not a curated record
UAAUGUCUAUAAUGUUAUGUAAUAAUGUAUUUAUUUGGAUUACUUCAAUUUUAGAGCUGCAGUAGUCAAAGGUUUUAGCCCCUGGCGACUCUCCUGCCCUCAACCACGCUCUUCAUUCGCUGUUAGCUGGUUUCACUGUGAAAUACUCUAAACACAUUACCAGCACGGGAAACCAAAAGAUGCAGUUAGAGAAUAGCUUGUGAAACAUGGAAUAUUUAGCGGCAGCAUUAUUCACAUGGACAGAAACCCAAUGAAUGAAUAAUGAUGUUGUUGUUGUUUUGCUCAACGUUCUCAUGCUCUGACGACCGAACUAAUUAUUGCUCCUUUUAUGCAAAUUGCAUUUAAGCCUUGGUCUGAAAAGUGAAUAGUCACAGAAUACGUGCAGUACGUGUUGUAUUGACUACUUGCACAGUUUUUCAUUACUUUUUUUAUUCUGUUCUGCUUUUAUAGUGUGGGAAAUAUCAGUUUGUAAUCCCUUGCCAAGGAAUGGAUGAAGGCCAAACCACGUAACAUUUAAUUCACCAAAAGCUAGUUGCAUAUUUUACAUUGAAUUAAAUUUGAUUAUGUAACAUUGAUGAAUAUGUCAAGAUGUAUCUUUAACGACAAGCUUAACAAAGACAUUGUCCUCAGAUUGACACUCCUCCAAAUGUAUUUGAGUUGGCAGAUGCGUUGUAGGUCUCCUGGUGUGUGUGGACAGACCAGGCUACACUCCCAGCAUGCCUUUCAGCAGGUAACCUAUGUUUUAGAGGGGGUCUCGGCCCAUGAAGACUUCUGUGGACAUUCAGGACGACUGGAAGCUGGAGAUCUGCAAUGGAUGACUGCAGGACAAGGAGUGGUCCAUGCUGAGAUGCCCGUAUCGGAGGAGCCGGUGGUGGGCUUACAGCUCUGGGUGAACCUUCCCAGUCGAGACAAGAUGGUGGAACCGGCGUACCAGGAGCUUAAAGGCUCAGAGAUCCCUAAACCCAGCCAGGGAGGAGUCACAGUCUCUGUGAUAUCUGGAGAAGCUUUGGGAGCAAAGUCUAAGGUCUACACCAGGACACCAACCUUCUACCUGGACUUCAGACUGCAGACAGGUGCCGUGCAUGUGCAGCCAGUGCCCUCUGGAUGGACUACGUUCAUCUACACGCUAUCUGGGACCAUUCAUGCCGGCCCAGAUGAAGAGCAGCAGAAGGUGGAGCCUCAUCACACUGUGGUGUUUGGGGACGGAGAGUGCGUCAAAGUAGAAAACAAGGGAGCGGAGGUUUCCCGCUUUGUGCUGAUUGCUGGAGAACCAAUCAAAGAGCCUGUGGUACAACGAGGUCCAUUUGUAAUGACAACCGAGGAGGAGAUCCGACAGGCCGUCACUGACUUCCAGACUGGUAGAAAUGGUUUUGAAAGGGCCAAAAACUGGAGGUCCAAGAUCAGAGACUCUUUCUGAACACAUUGUAUUCUCGCCCUGGUGGAGUUGUUAUCCUUACUUGUUUGCUGCUAUAGAAUCAUAUUUCAAGUGAUUUUUUUGCACUGUUCUUUGUUUUAUUUGCAUAUUAGUGGGAAGAAUGUGUUCUCUGCCCACCUCGUAAAAUCUAAACUGUAUAAUAUUUACCUUCUGUAUGAAUCAACACAUAAGCCCAGCUAUUAUUAAAUUCUUUCACACGUUAUGAGAAAAAUGUAUUAUUCUAUUAAAUGGUCAGUGUAUUCAACAGGAUUCAUCGGCAGAACUGGAAUACAAUAUUUUCCAGUGAUAAUACACUAAAGAAAAAAACCUA